Biomphalaria glabrata is the source of this 4899-nucleotide messenger RNA. RefSeq lists its product as uncharacterized. NCBI's taxonomy places the organism in Eukaryota, Metazoa, Mollusca, Gastropoda, Planorbidae. The coding region runs from base 326 to 3547 and encodes 1073 amino acids. Gene Ontology annotation, biological process: immune system process; regulation of transcription by RNA polymerase II. Gene Ontology annotation, molecular function: RNA polymerase II cis-regulatory region sequence-specific DNA binding; DNA-binding transcription factor activity, RNA polymerase II-specific. The transcript has 7 exons. Gene Ontology annotation, cellular component: nucleus. The record is from RefSeq and is a predicted model, not a curated record.
ACUAAUUACUACUAUCACCUACACUAGAUCUUAAUCAUCUAGUAUCUGUCUAGUCUAAAUCUAGAUUAGAUCUAGACUCUAGUUGUUAUCUCUAGAGGAGUAGUAGAGUCUAUAAAAUAAAUAUCUAUUAUGGAUGGCUGCCUGGUCGUGCGGUUAGCGCGCUGGACUGUCGUUCAGAUUUAUGGAUGGUCUCAGGUUCAAACCCUGCCCGCUCCCAUCCCCCGCCGUCCUAGGGGAGGUUUGGACUAGGAAGUAAACUAUCUUCAACUCUGAAGGAACAUCCGAAACAUGUGGCCUGUUUGUCAAAUGGUUGGGCAUAAAUAAUAUGGAUUUAGAUACUGCCAACAGUAUUGAAGUGAUAACUGUUUCUACAAUAUCUACACCUGGAACCUCUGGUAAAAAGGUUGUUCCUUUACAGAUUGGAUACAAGUUUCCUUUGAUUGACAAUGCUGAAACUGGAAAGCUUCGCCGACCGGUACGUCCCAUUGAUAGACAAAGAAUGCGCCCUUGGCUGAUGGAGUUACUGGACUUAGGAAAUGUCUUUGGAUUAAAGUGGACCAAUAGACACCAAGGAGUUUUUCAAAUCUCGUGGCGUCAUGCCUCUCGGUUAGGAUGGAAUCUUGAGACAGAUGGUGAUGUGUUUGAAAGAUGGGCUAGACAUACAGGUAUCUAUAGAGAAGGAGAUCCACCAGAACCUAAGCGAUGGAAAGCUAAUUUUAGAUGUGCACUACACAGUCUUCAUGAUGUAGUUGAGCUGACCAGUGCUCUGGAGCGCAAAGGACGCAAUGCUUGCAGAACUUACAGAUUCUUGCACAGCAGUGACCAACAGAGUAUUUUUAGAAAGAAAGCCAAAUCUAGAAAAGCCAAAGAGCAGUGUGAGAAGUCUUAUGAAAAGAUUGCUUGUGAUGAGCCACAAACUGGACCAAUGGAUUCUGCCUCCAGUGAAGAAUGUGUCUCCGAGUCAGAGUCUGACUGGUCUCAUGAAGAUAAAGUAAUUGUUCAAAAGUUAAAUGUCAAGAUGGAAAUACCUGAAGAAGAGUAUGGCCUCCAUCACGAUCAUGAUUACUCUGCUGGGCCUGAUAAGACCCAGAAAACUAUUGUUCUGCGGCAAGGUGUUGGAUCCAUCAUGCUUCACAAAGAAAUCCUAAGUGCUCCAGAUGACCCAGAGUCAGAUAAAAGUCUUUUGAUCUCAAACCUAGAUCAGCUGGCCUCAGCUGCCAUGAGCAGCGCUGGGAUGGAUGAAGCACAAGUACUCAAUGAUAAAAAAGAUAAGAAAGUUAUUGGCCAGAAAGUAGAAACUGAUCUGGUAGACAAUAUUAGCCUAGUCAUAGACAUACCAGACGCAAAGCUGCACUGUUUACCAUCUGAUAAAUUUGAUAAGACUAACAUAGCAAGAAAAAGAAAAGUAUCUAGUGAUGAGUCCAUGCUUGAUUUCUCAAGUGGAACCAAAAAGGGCUCCAAGAAGAAGCCUUUGAAUAUUGUCUCAAGCACAUUACCCUCCACAGUCUCUGUACUCCGAAGUGGAUCACCCAAAAUAUUAUGCAGAAGGUCAAAGCGUAACUCAUCCAAAAAUGACAAGUCUGCUGAGCCUACAGAAAUACUUGUCACGACGUCUGCAUCUACGGAGCCUCUGAUGUCUUCUUGUCUACUGUUGUUAGAGGCUGCCACAAGACUUGAUAAUGCUGAGAAAAAUGGAAGGUCUGGACACUCUCAAACAGACAAUUCCAGUCAAGAAGAAGUUGAGGUUGAAAUAGCAGAGACUUUAAAGGUCUCUUCUGAGGGUGAUGCUCAAAUUGAUAACCCUGGAAAUGAAACCCAUGGUCCAGCUACCCCAAUCCGUCGUUUAUUUAUAAAACAGGGAACACAGAUCAAAACUGUUGAGAACCUACAGUCUAACUGGAAACAAACUGUCUUCAAGGAGGCAACAGUGGGAACACCAAUCCCAUCCGAGGGUAAAUUAGUGGUGUCUGAAGCUAAAGGAUUAUUUAGUGGAUCAUGCAUCAACUCCACAAUAAAAGGAUUAUUCAGUGGAUCAAGCAUCAAACCCAAUGCAGAGGCCAAAGUCAUAAUGAAAGGAAAAACUAAAGACCUGAUUCAGACUCAGCCAACAAAAAACAAAUAUUUUGCUAUGCCUAGGUGUGGUGAUGCUGAACAAAAGUUUCUAGAGGAAUCUGCCACUGUGCCUGACACCACUGUCAAAGCAACCUCUGAUAAGCAUGUUGUUAUUGAAAGAAAUUUGAAACCAGCAGCUUUGCAAACAACAAGAACAAGUGAAAUUCCCUUGGUACUAGAAAAUUCCAGCUCACUGAAAGAUGCUUUUAAGGAACAGGAAAAUUCAGAUAGAAAACUACAUGGACAGCCAUUGGUUGCUGCAAAUAAUACCAGCCAAGGAGCAUUAUUUCAGGCUAAUGUGUACUCUAUACUUUCUUCAUUGAACAAUUCUGAAGCUUCGGGCCCAAAUGCCAAUUCUAAAAUUCUGAUAACAUCACCCCUGCCUUCCAACACAUUGACUCUGUCUCCUGUGGCAGGCCUUAACACGCCAGUUUUGCUAAACACUUCUUACAAUUUCCAGUCCCAAACACAACCAGAUGGGCAAGGGAAUAGUUUAGGGGCUGGCUUGGGUAAAAGCCAUGCCCUAGUAAUGUGUGGGGUAGGAAAGGAUACUCUCAAUGACUUAAAACUCCAUGUUGUACCUGUCUCAGUGGGUAAAGUUCCAAGCCUUCAGUCCCAUACUUCAAUAUCAACAUCUAGUACUACCAUGACACAGAACAAUAUUUCCAGCUCUUUGUCCAGUCCUGCAUUCAUUAACACACACGCUAACAGUACACUUCUCCUGUUGCCCUCAAUCAGCAGUGUCCAGGCUAAAGUAAAGCCAGAACCUCAUCCAGCAGCAUGUCCUGUGCCUCAUGCUCAGCUGUUAAAUGUUGAUAAUGAAAAAGCCCAGGCCUUGCCUGUUUCAUUAGGAGUUAAGUGUCUCACAAACCAGAGUGAUUCAAAACAAGUUCUAGUUAUGAGGUCAAACAGAGAGGAUGAAGUGAAACAAGAAAUGACUUAUGAAUCAGAUUGUGGUCAAGUCAAUGCAGAUAUUACGUCCAGUGUAAAAGUUGAGUCAUUGGAUAUUUGCAAAGAGAGCAAGGAUUUAACCAAUCCAGGUGCAAGCUCUUCUUCCACGUGUUGUUCAUCACAAGCAAUCAACUGCAAACAGGUUGUAGAAACUCAGAUUUUAAAAACAGAGGAUGUUGGAAGUACACAUAACUCUGGGGACAAAGUGAAACCGCUGUCAGAGAUCUGCAAGCGGUACUUGUCCCAAUUGUUUUCUACGCUAGACAACCAGAGCUCAGAGUCAGAGGACAGUGACUCUGUUAGCGAUGUGCCCAGACAAGACCAAGACCAUUCUCAGACCAGCGUUAAUUGUACAGUUGAAUAUUUUGUUGGAGACACAUGUAUUCAAUUUGAAGUAUCCCAACAAUCUCAUGCCUCAGAGCUUGAAUCUCUAGAAAGUGAUGAACUAUCAGACUUAACUCCUUCUGUUAUAUUACACAAUUAAGAAGACAUUCCAUGUUUUUUUUUGCAACAAUUAAGAAAAUGAUAGUCAUGAAAUUAAAUUACUUUUUUUUUUUUUUUUUUUUUUUUUUUUAAAUCUAAGAACAAAAGAAUUUGCAGAAUUAUAAUUUGAUUUGACAAAUUAUUAAAUAACAAGCUUUUUUAAACAACAUAUCAAUUCUUUUUGUUUUCUAUAGUACAAUGUUUAAGAAAUACUAAAAUGUACUAUAGUAAAAAUGUUGUUUUUUUCCAAAUGCUAAUGUAAGUAAAUGCAUAUGAAGGUUUGUAUUACCUAAUACAAUGAACACUUUAGGAUUACUGCCUAUGUUGUAUCUAUGUAGUUUGCAUUCUCUCAUUUCCUUGAUAAUGUCUUCUUUGCUUUACAAUUAUAUUUUUUUUACAUAUGUUUCAAUUUUUGUUAACUCAAAGUUUAAAACAACUAAAUAGAUUUUUUUUUUCUUUUUAUAUAUUUUUUUUUCAUCAUUCACAUUUUGUAACAAACAUCAAAAAUUGAUUUGUUGCUAAAGAGAUUUAUAUAAUAACAAUUUUGCAUUUCCUAUAAAGAAAAUGGGAUUUUUGAGAAGCCUAUGUAUUUAUCAAUUUCAUAUGAUAUGGUGCAUUUCAAGUACUGCAUGCUGUCCUGAUGUUUUAUUACAUCUUCACUGUCCUGAUGUUUUAUUACAUCUUCACUGUCCUGAUGUUUUAUUACAUCUUCACUGUCCUGAUGUUUUAUUACAUCUUCACUGUCCUGAUGUUUUAUUACAUCUUCACUGUCCUGAUGUUUUAUUACAUCUUCACUGUACUGAUGUUUUAUUACAUCUUCACCGUACUGAUGUUUUAUUACAUCUUCACUGUACUGAUGUUUUAUUACAUCUUCACUGUACUGAUGUUUUAUUACAUCUUCACUGUACUGAUGUUUUAUUACAUCUUCACUGUCCUGAUGUUUUUUUACAUCUUCACUGUACUGAUGUUUUAUUACAUCUUCACGGUACUGAUGUUUUAUUACAUCUUCACUGUACUGAUGUUUUAUGACAUCUUCACUGUACUGAUGUUUUAUGACAUCUUCACCCACUGUUUUGUAUUGCAUUUAAUCUUAUUUCACCAGUGUUCUACAUUAUUAUUACACACUUGAACAGAAUGUCAGACUUUGUUCUACUCUGCAUUGAAAAACACUUGUGCAAUUAGUGUCUAUGGAGGGAGGCCUGUAUGCUUUCUUGUUCUAUUGAGAAAGUAAAAAUACCUUCAGUUCUCAAUUCUUUGGAAUGAUGUUUUCAACAUUUAUACAGUCAUUUUAAAGUUGUUGUUUUUUAUUAAAUUUGAAAAAGUUUAUUUUGUUAAUUAAAUAGGCCAACUUUG